Messenger RNA from Echinostoma caproni, 312 nucleotides. The record is from the annotation of a GenBank genome assembly. NCBI's taxonomy places the organism in Eukaryota, Metazoa, Platyhelminthes, Trematoda, Plagiorchiida, Echinostomatidae.
AUGCUGUCUCACGUUCCACCAGACCUGGCGUGGGACACGAAACGAGUUGGCAUUUUGAAGAUGACAUUCGUUCCCCGUCCCCCGGGAGACCAUUCGGAUCGACCGGACGGUUUCUGCCUCACGCUUCGUAUAUGCGUGAGUCCGCUUAUUCUGGUUCCGCCCGAGACAAAUGAGAAGUUUGAAUGGGUCGAUAUCGCACGCUUGAAGGGUGACGUAGCCAACACGUCGCGGAAUGAUGAUAGUGAUGGUAUUCCGAUCUCUCUGCUCCAACUUCCUUUCAAUACGGAUCUGUUACCGAUUUAUCGACUCUAG